Nicotiana tabacum (common tobacco) is the source of this 517-nucleotide messenger RNA. The record is from RefSeq and is a predicted model, not a curated record. Lineage: Eukaryota; Viridiplantae; Streptophyta; Magnoliopsida; Solanales; Solanaceae.
AUAUGUCAGCGGGAAGAAAUUUUCUUGAUUUGACCUUCUCCUCCGACUAUUCACGAGGUUACCGUGAUCCAAAAAAGUAGUACAAAUUGUACAAGGAGGAGACAGAGCGACACAGUUAGGACGUUGGCGGAGGAAAAAGAGAAAUAAAAAAUGCACCUGUUUAAUGCGGCGGCAGUUGUUCGAAUGGCAACGAGGUGUCAUUCGAACGGCCCCGUCCCUGGCCUGGGGGCAGAAAUAGCAUUUGGGACGGUGUCAUGGUUCCUCUACGCUGGUAUCUCUUGUUUCUUAGUACUCUUCGCCGGCAUUAUGUCCGGUUUGACAUUGGGCCUCAUGUCUUUGGGUCUCGUCGAUCUUGAGAUCCUUCAACGAAGUGGCACCCCCUCUGAGAAAAAACAAGCUGCUACAAUACUUCCUGUUGUUCAGAAGCAACAUCAGCUUCUUGUGACUCUACUUCUGUGUAAUGCUGCUGCUAUGGAGGUAACCACUGGAUACCUGUCUUUUUCAACCACUUUAGGAU